AUGGAAAUUGUGCAAUUUGAUUUAUUGGAUCAUCAUCGAAUUUGCGCCCAUGAUUUUUAUGCGCAAAUGUUUGGUAAUACCAAUUACACUCAGGUACAAACACAAACAGGUGAUGAUGACUUGAAUUGUUAUGUACAAACAGAAGAAGUGGACAAGGAGACAGUAUGGACACAAAUUCCAUAUUCAGAUCAUCAAGAUUGUGGUGUAGUGAAUAUUUCGAAUGAUAUCGAUUAUCACAAACAUUUUGAUAUUGAUGAUUCUGAAAUUAACUUUUUUAAAAUUGGUCAUUUUGAAAUGGAAAAAUUUCGGAAGUUUAUUUCUAUUGCUGGACAGGUUUUUAUUGAUAUAAUGCAAUCAUCAUCAAAUUGUACAGCUAAACUAUCAUUAGAAUACCGUACGUCGUCAUUUAAAUUUAGCACAGCUGCUAAAAUUACAAGUAUACUUCAUUGGGAGAAUCAUUUGUUUGUGGCAUUUUAUAUUGAACAAACUUCAAAUGAUGAUAUGAUCAAUCGGAAUAUUAUUAUUGAAUUCGAUAUUUGUAAACCAAAUAUUCCUCAAAAAAUUUUACUUUGUGAAAAUGAAGUAAAAUGUCUUUGUACAUCACCGGAUGGAAUCAGUGCUGUGUUUGUUGGCCUGGCAAGUUAG
Molecule: messenger RNA, 645 nt
Organism: Brugia pahangi
Lineage: Eukaryota; Metazoa; Nematoda; Chromadorea; Rhabditida; Onchocercidae
Source: the annotation of a GenBank genome assembly